CGCGCGCGGCUCCAGGGCUGCCGCCGCCGCCGCCGCGACUCGAGGAGCGCGCGCCGCGCGUCGCGGACUGUCCCGCUCCUCGCGCGCGCCGUUCCGCGCCUCGCGCGCACACACACACCCCCACCACCCCGACACACACACACACGGUGCCCCGGCUCCGACCCAGCGCGGCGGAUCCAGCCUGAGCCCCGGCAAGGAAAUUAAGAGUUCAAGGAAAGCUUUAAAAGGGAGUUUCCUGGGAAGGAAAUCCUACUUUUGUGGGUCCUUUGAUGAAGAAAACCAUCUGAAUUGCCUGAUGUUUCUAUGGUAGAGUAACUUGCAUUCUUGCAGCACAGGAGGAAUCCUUUCCUGCAUUACAAAUUUGGAAGAAGUGUUAAAAAGCGAGAGUCGGAAAAUGGUUCUCUCAAAGAGGUGUGGAUAUAUCAGGAUGUAGCUACUGUACAAAGUUUAUACUUGGAUAAUUCUGGACAAGAAAAAAAAAAGCCCCAUUCCUGACCUCCUGAAGAGGCUACCAUCCAAGCCUUAGCAUAAUGAAUACUUUCCAUCACGCGGCACUGAAGGUACCACCUCCAACUACUAUGCUGCACAGAAGAGUUUGUAAGAGUUACAAAGAAAGCAAUUCCUGCUAAAGGCAUUAAACCAAACAAAAGAGGCUCUUCAUUCACAGACUUUACAUGAGGACAAAAAUAGAGGGAAGCUGAAGCUUUUCUACUCCCUGGCCUGGUGUGCUUAUGUACCAUGAUAAAUCUUGGUUGGAAUGCUCAUUGAGUAUCGUGCCAGGAGCCAGGAAACACACACCACAGAGAGGGACUGUCUGAGUAAACACCGCCGAGGAAAACACAGCUCCAUGGAGUAAACUGUAACAGUGACUCGUGAGAAAGACAUUCCUUUACUGGAUAUCCUCAAGCACAAAAUUUACUCAUACCUUUAAAUACGAUUGUUGAAGAUCAGAACUCUAUACAAAUCUCACCAUUCCUGACCAUGAUUAGUGUAACCUGGAGCAUCUUCCUAGUUUGGACUAAAAUAGGGCUGUUACUUGACAUGGCACCUUUUUCUCAUAGUGCCAAACCGUGCCCUUCAGUAUGUCGCUGUGAUGUGGGUUUCAUAUAUUGUAAUGAUCGCAGUUUGACGUCUAUUCCUACAGGAAUCCCAGAGGAUGCUACUACCCUUUUCCUUCAGAACAAUCAAAUAAAUAAUGCUGGGAUUCCUUCAGAACUGAAGAACUUGCUUAGGGUGGAAAGAAUAUAUUUAUACCACAACAGCCUUGAUGAAUUCCCCACUAACCUCCCUAAGUACGUUAAGGAACUGCAUUUGCAGGAGAAUAAUAUAAGGACCAUUACUUAUGAUUCACUUUCACAAAUUCCUUAUCUGGAAGAACUGCAUUUGGAUGAUAAUUCUGUUUCUGCUGUUAGCAUCGAGGAUGGAGCUUUUCGGGACAACAUCUAUCUCAGACUUCUUUUCCUCUCUCGAAAUCACCUUAGUACCAUUCCUUGGGGUUUGCCUAAAACGAUAGAAGAGCUACGCUUGGAUGAUAAUCGCAUUUCCACGAUUUCAGAGCUGUCUCUUCAAGACCUUACAAAUCUAAAACGCCUUGUUUUAGAUGGAAAUCUUCUAAAUAAUCAUGGAUUAGGAGACAAAGUCUUUAUGAAUCUAGUCAAUCUUACAGAACUGUCAUUGGUCCGCAAUUCGCUCACGGCUGCACCAGUAAAUUUGCCCGGGACAAACCUAAGAAAGCUUUAUCUUCAAGAAAACCACAUCAACCGUGUGCCACCCAAUGCUUUCUCCUACUUAAGGCAGUUGUAUCGACUAGAUAUGUCCAAUAACAAUCUUAGCAAUUUACCUCAGGGUGUCUUUGAUGAUCUGGACAACAUCACUCAACUGUUUCUUCGCAACAACCCUUGGCACUGUGGGUGCAAAAUGAAAUGGGUACGCGAUUGGUUACAGUCAUUGCCUUUAAAAGUUAAUGUACGUGGACUGAUGUGUCAGGCACCAGAAAAAGUACGUGGAAUGGCUAUCAAAGACCUCAAUGCAGAACUAUUUGAUUGUAAGGACGAUGGUAUGAUAAGCACCAUCCAAAUCACUACUGCGGUACCAAACACACUAUACCCGGCGCAGGGACACUGGCCGGUUUCUGUGACCAAACAGCCAGACAUCAAGACUCCGAACCUAAAUAAAAACUAUAGAACCACAGCAAGCCCGGUACGCAAAAUCAUUACAAUAUUUGUGAAAUCUGUAGGCACGGAGACUAUUCACAUCUCCUGGAAGGUUGCACUACCAAUGACUGCUCUAAGACUGAGCUGGCUCAAGAUGGGUCACAGCCCUGCCUUUGGAUCUAUAACUGAAACAAUAGUUACAGGUGACAGAAAUGACUAUUUGCUUACGGCUCUCGAACCAGAAUCACCAUACCGUGUAUGCAUGGUUCCCAUGGAAACCAGCAACAUCUAUCUCUCUGAUGAAACACCCGAAUGCAUCGAAACAGAGACGGCACCCCUUAAGAUGUACAACCCUACCACCACCCUCAACCGGGAGCAGGAGAAAGAACCUUACAAAAAUCCCAGUUUGCCCCUGGCUGCCAUCAUUGGUGGUGCGGUGGCACUAGUGGCCAUAGCGCUGUUGGCCCUGGUCUGCUGGUAUGUCCACAGAAACGGGUCCCUGUUCUCCCGGAACUGCACCUACAGCAAGGGACGCCGGAGAAAAGAUGACUACGCUGAAGCGGGAACCAAGAAGGAUAACUCCAUUCUAGAAAUCAGGGAGACUUCUUUCCAGAUGAUACCAAUAACCAACGACCAAGUAUCCAAGGAGGAAUUUGUAAUACACACCAUUUUCCCACCUAAUGGCAUGAAUCUGUACAAGAACAGCCACAGUGAAAGCAGUAGUAACAGGAGCUACAGAGACAGUGGUAUUCCAGAUUCAGAUCAUUCACACUCAUGAUACUGAAGGACAUGAAAGACUGGUUCGGGUUUUGUUGUUUUUUUGGGUUUGUUUUGUAUUUUAAAGAAAACAAGAAAAGACUGACUUAACAGUUGCUGUUCUACUGCAAAACACUGGAUUAAAAGACUGACAAAGCAAUGUACUGUACAUUUGCCAUAUAAUUUAUAUUUAAGAACUUUUUAUUAAAAGUUUCAAAUUUCAGGCUACUGCUGCGAUUAAUGUAGUGGGGAUACCUGACCACAAUUCUAUAUUUUAGUAUUUUUUAGUAAUUUGUACUGUAUUUUCCUUGCUAAUAUACAAGUUACAGACCAUUUAACUUUUGUGUUCUACUGAGUAAGAUGACUUGUUGACUGUGAAAGUGAAUUUUCUUGCCAUGUCAAGCAGUCAGAACAUUCAUCUGAGAUCCUUGUAAGUGUAAGCACAGGCCAUUUUUCACUUUGGUAUCAAUAAAAUAAUGUUGAACCUGACAAAUAAGGAAGAUCAAGAAGCAGUUGCAAAAACUUACAGAAUUUUUAAUGUUUGGUCUAUCAAAUCUGUAAACCACAAAAAUAUUCAAUAAACAAAAUUGCGUGUAGUAAUGGGCAAUAUCAGCUGUCUAGAUAAAUCCAUUCAACAAUGGUGAAAUCCAAAAGAAAAUAGUCAGAUCAAUGACAUGCAUGAGACUGAAGCUGUGGACAUGUUAAAAAAACUGAUCCCUGGAAGAAAGCAUAAUCAAAUUCCUAACAAGGGAUUUUUAAAAGACGUGCUAUGCUCGACAAACCAAGGGGGUAGAUGUGGUUUAAGGAUAGAUUUCUGGUUAUCAGAACCAGUAGUAUGCUUAUUACAGAGAAAACAGUGAUGGAUGGUCACAGGCAUUUGGGAGGCAAGGGCAGGAGGAAAGAGACAACGCAUAGAAACCGCUUUGAACAGAAAAAGGCUUGAAAGUGCAGUUUGAUAAGAAAAAAACGUGGAAAAAAAGCAGGCAAUACAAGCAAGGUAUCAAAAACUUUAGUCAUUAAGGUGACAAUUGGGGAAUACAGCUCUUUUAAAGCAUAUAUUCAAACAGUAUACAGGUAUCUGUUCAAUGUACUGCCAUUACAGUCGGGAAUACUGCCCAUUACUGUCACAGUUUUUCCAGAAAUUCCUUGAUAAAUCUGUAAGGUAACAUGUUUCUUUCUGCCUUCCUACUGAACUAUGAGCUAUUUCAUGUUUAAACCCCACACCAUUCUUUGUUGCCAUAAUCAUUUGUUUCUUCAACUAAAAACCAAAGUGCUUUGUACGCCCUUUGGCCAGUCUUGUAUGUGCCUUGAUCCAACGCUACAUGUAUCAAGCUUUUAAAAAACUUUAAAAAGAAAAAAGGAGAAAAAAAUAAAAUACCCACUUUUUCAUAUAUAAUUUAACUAUGAAAAACAUUGGUCUUGUCGAUGAAUAAAGUUGGAAAAACUAGUUCAAAAUAAUGCCACGCAUCUGCAGUGCACUGAUAGGAAACCCUCUCAGAAACUAUUUGCUACUGUUCAGGUCAUGAGCUUCACCUUUUUCUUUGUUCAACUUGACAGUAUCCCGCUUCCAAGGUUUCCUUAUUAUUAAUUAUUUGGAAAACAAGUUUUUACAACUUUGAAGUGUGUCAACAGUGAAAGGGAGGGAAGGCAUAGAGUUAAAAUCUUUUUUUCAACAAAGAGCAAAUAAAAAAAUAUUUUGGACAAUUUCUCAGACAAGGAAUGUAUACCAAAUGCAAUUCAAUUUUAAGAGAAUUUUAGCAGUUCUUGACCUAUCAGUUUCCCUAAGAGGGGUAAAGAAUGGAAGAUGACAACAAAAAACAGUGGCAAACACCGAGACUGAUGAUUUCAGCAGUCAGCCUGCACACAAUUCUGCCACGGAUCCAUCUGAUCUGCAGACCCAAAACUUCCAGUAAAACACAGCUCUCUUCAUCCUCAUUUUCCAGAUGCAUCCAGGGAAGUUUCUCUCCAAACUUCCUGUGCUAUUGUACUGUUUCCUCAACCUCACCUUCAAAAAUGCCUCCCGCAGUUUCUGAGCAGUGGAGGAGUCCUAGAUGGAGGAGCAGAACUGUGCUUCCCUACCAAGCUUACGCAAAUCAUGUCCUCUUCACACCAAGCAUUGAUUGGAGCCACGAUACCAAAAGUAAGAGAAAGGGGCAUGUUAAACUGAACAACUAUGUGCUCAGCUUAGUGUAAUGAACUAAACAAGACUGUUCUGGCUUAUUUUCCUAUCAGAUACAAAAAGAAAGUCAAGAUUAAGCACAUGGAGCUCCAUUAUGUUCAUGUGCAAUAGGUUUCCCAAACAGUAAGCUGGAACGGAAAACCAAUAUAGAUGGAGGAGGCAGACCUGUUUUUCAUCUAGCUAUAUCAGCUAGCUAUAUCAGCUAGCAUAUAGGGACAGAGAUAUAUUUAGUGGCUGGGUCACUGGCAAUAGAUCACUAGUUCUUUGCCAUCAGCUCCCCGAUAACAAAAACAGGUUUUGCUGGAUUUCCAAGCUAUUUACAUAAACCCCUCUCUCCUAGUUGGCUUAAAAUUUGUGUUGUUAAAAGGGUAAAAUAAUACUUGGUAAGUACUCUGCCAUGUCUCUUCCAAGGCACCUCAGCCAGAGGUAGCCUAGUAAGAGGACAUACCAUCUGCGCAUCUCAGGUGAUGCCAUGCAAAGGUCAUAUGGGCUAUAAAAAAAAUGCCAUUUGAGGAAGAGAUAAAUGCAUGUGAAUCUGAAGUAUGAGGACUUUUCACGUAAAAUUUACAUACUGUGAAGCAGUAGUAUGCAUAUCCAAAGCAGUUAAGUUGGACCAGUUGGCCCUGGUUCACCUCCACCACAAAGAGUGAAAAGCUGGACAAGUGAUUCCACCCUCUACAGAGAACCACACCAGAUUUGCAGGGAGAGCUGGUGUCCUCCUACCACAAUGGAAAAAAUGGCACAUUCACGCAUACAAGAUCUUCUUUAGAUAAUAUACCAGAACUUUUAUGCAACAUGCAUAAUAUUAAGAUUAAUUUGGCAAGUAAAAGACUGAUUUCAAACUAAAAUCUGUGUUUUUUCUUUGGAUAUUUAUACAAACUUUUAUGAUGCUCCAUGUCAUGAUGGUCUCCUCAAGACUCUUCUACCUAUCAAAGUGCGGCAGGUAAAGCAGGCCAUGCUCUCUACCAUGCAUAAAUCCACUCUAUUAGACAGUUACAUACAUACACAAAUCGGAUUACACAUUGAGCAGUUUACUCAACACAUUUAUCAAAAUAACAUUUAUCCACACUAAAUUAAUCUCAAAUAACUUUCCAAUUCCAUCUUAUUUCAAUGUAUUGUUCAAUAUUUAAUUGUGGAGUUUUUUUCAACAUUGCCUAAAUCUGUGCAGAGUUAAUUUAAUCAGCAUCCUCCAUAUAAAGGAUACUUAGCAUAGUAUUUACACGUUCUUUAUUAUCAUCCCCCUUUUAAUUUUAUUUAUAUUGCUAUCCUGAAUUGCUCACAGUUCUGUUUUAACCUGCAAGCCGACUCCAAAACACCCUGGUACUUUGGAAAACAUAUUAAUUUUGUCCCAUCUCAGUACCUUCCAGAACUAAAUUUGCUUCAUUUAUAAGCUAUUAUUUCCUAGCUUUGUACAACAGCCUGAAAUGUAACAACUGUUG
This is a messenger RNA of Cuculus canorus (common cuckoo), 6527 nucleotides long. RefSeq names its product fibronectin leucine rich transmembrane protein 3 (gene FLRT3). The transcript has 3 exons. Bases 982 to 2931 code for a protein of 649 amino acids. The record is from RefSeq and is a predicted model, not a curated record. Gene Ontology annotation, molecular function: protein binding. NCBI's taxonomy places the organism in Eukaryota, Metazoa, Chordata, Aves, Cuculiformes, Cuculidae.